Messenger RNA from Pestalotiopsis fici W106-1, 1269 nucleotides. RefSeq lists its product as uncharacterized. Gene Ontology annotation, cellular component: plasma membrane. Gene Ontology annotation, molecular function: nickel cation transmembrane transporter activity. NCBI's taxonomy places the organism in Eukaryota, Fungi, Ascomycota, Sordariomycetes, Amphisphaeriales, Sporocadaceae. The transcript has 2 exons. The coding region runs from base 1 to 1269 and encodes 422 amino acids. Gene Ontology annotation, biological process: nickel cation transmembrane transport. The record is from RefSeq and is a predicted model, not a curated record.
AUGCCUCGGCUUGAACGAUUUGGAUUCGUCGGCCCUCUGGCCAGGUUCAAAGCAUUGCCUUUACCCGUCGUCAACAUCAUCGCACUUUUAGUGUUGGUGAACGCCGUCGUAUGGGCGGCCGUCGGCGUGGUCCUGCAUUACUACCCCAAGAUGAUCACGCCGGCCGUGCUUUCGUACACGCUGGGCCUGCGGCACGCCCUCGACGCCGACCACAUCUCAGCCAUUGAUCUCAUGACGCGGCGCUUGAUUGCCUCGGGCCAGCGACCCGUCACCGUUGGCACCUUUUUCAGCCUGGGCCACUCCACCAUUGUCAUCAUCACGUGCAUCGUCGUGGCGGCGACCUCGGGGGCGCUGCGCGACCGCUUUGACAAUUUCCAGUACAUUGGUGGCAUCAUUGGCACCAGCGUCAGCGCCGCGUUUCUCGUCCUGCUCUCUGUGGGCAACGGCUGGAUUCUGUACCGUCUGAUUGUGCGGCUGCGCCAGGUUCUGCAACAGCCCGACCCGCACCACGAGGUUGGCGAGGGCGAGAAUGAAGAUGAGGCGGCGGCAAACCUCCAGCUUGAGGGCGCCGGUUUCAUGGCCAAUGUGUUCCGCAAAGUCUUUCGUGUCGUGGAUCGCCCCUGGAAGAUGUAUCCGCUGGGCGUCCUCUUUGGCUUGGGUUUUGACACGAGCUCUGAGAUUGCUAUUCUUGGUAUUGCCAGUAUCCAAGGUGCUGCCGGAACAAGUCUCUGGAUUAUCCUGAUUUUCCCCAUCCUGUUCACAUCCGGCAUGUGUCUUUUGGACACUACGGAUGGUGCAUUGAUGAUGGCUCUGUACACAUCCAAAGCCUUUGCACGGGACACGGUAGCAAUCUUGUAUUACUCUAUCGUUCUGACGGGUAUCACUGUUGUCGUUUCGGCCUUUAUUGGUAUCGUACAGAUCCUGUCCCUUGUCCAGAAUGUGGCCGAGCCCGAAGGUAGCUUUUGGGAUGGUGUCAGUGCCAUUGGCGACAACUUUGAAAUUAUCGGAGGUUGCAUCUGCGGGCUUUUCCUAGUCGCCGGAAUAGGUUCUGUCAUCAUCUACAAGCCCUGGCGCCGCAGAAUCGAACAGCGCCGUGUCCACCGUGUGGCAUCUCAUGACGAGGAGGAUCGCUUCAGACCAGAGGAGGAGCCAGUCGAAGCAGAACAGCCACAGCUCAUUACUGUCGCGUCUACCGAGGACAAUGAGCAACCAACAACGUCGCCAAAGCAGCCCAUAAGGGAGACACACACUUCAUUGGGGCCUAGCUAA